AUGCAAAGCAACUGCUCAUGAAAAAGGUCAAACGGAAAGUUAACAGUUGGGGCAGUCGCGCUUUUUUAUAGUUCGGGGAAGAGUCACGACCUCACACAACCAUUUACUUCACAGCAGCAGCACCUAUAAAGUCAAUCUUCCACUCCCUCCAUCCUCCAUCUUCCCACUUCGAUCUCUUUUGGGUUUCACUGACUCAGAAGAAAGACCCAGAAACCUCGACCAGACGCAUCCACUCAGGUGCUUAUUUGCACUUAGAAUUUCUUCCAAUCAAUCCUAAACUAGUAUGGAUCAGCAUCAGCAAGGCCAUGGACAGCCCCCAGCAAUUGGUAGUGCAGCUCAAGUGUCAUAUGGCCUCAACCCAUAUCAAUCUAACCAAAUGAUUGGGGCUUCCCAACCUGGAUCUGUGGUAUCUAUGCAGUCUCCUAGUCAGACGGCAGGUCUCUCUGCCUCUUCAGCUCAGCUUGCACAAAACCAACUUGCUUAUCAGCACAUUCACCAACAACAGCAACAGCAACUGCAGCAACAACUCCAAAAUUUUUGGGCAAAUCAGUACCAAGAGAUUGAGCAAACCUCUGAUUUCAAAAACCAUAGCCUGCCAUUGGCUAGAAUUAAGAAGAUUAUGAAGGCUGAUGAGGAUGUAAGGAUGAUAUCAGCUGAAGCUCCGGUCAUAUUUGCCAGGGCCUGUGAGAUGUUCAUUCUGGAGUUGACGCUGCGGUCUUGGAAUCACACAGAGGAGAACAAAAGGAGGACACUCCAGAAAAAUGACAUCGCUGCAGCAAUUACAAGGACUGAUAUAUAUGAUUUUCUGGUCGAUAUUGUCCCAAGGGAGGAUCUGAAGGAUGAAGUUCUUGCAUCCAUCCCUAGAGGGAAUCUUCCUGUUGGAGGCGAGGGUCUUCCUUACUAUUAUAUGCCACCUCAGCAUGCUCAACAGGUUGGUGCUCCAGGGAUGAUGGUGGGCAAGCCUGUAAUGGAUCAAGCUCUUUAUGGCCAACAGACUCGCCCUUACAUGACUCAGACAAUGUGGCCACAGAUGCAACAGGAGCAGCUGCCUUCGGAUUCUUGAGUGAAAGUAAUAGCUGACUAGGAACAUGGACAGUGAGUUAAGCUAAUUAUGAUACAUUAUGGUUGUAAUUUGAAUCUUAGAUGUGCUUCUCUCUGGGGCAGCACAAGUCAGUCACUGUUCUUAAUAUGUAGUUAUUACAGUUAAAAAGUGCUUGUUUUGGUCAUUUGAUACAUCUUUCCCCAUUGUGUAAUAGGCGUGGUCUCUUGUACCAUAGAUAAUUUGAUUUCAUGGACCCUUUAUUAGUAUGUGAAAUACAUGACCUUUACAUC
Molecule: messenger RNA, 1332 nt
Organism: Juglans microcarpa x Juglans regia
Lineage: Eukaryota; Viridiplantae; Streptophyta; Magnoliopsida; Fagales; Juglandaceae
Product: nuclear transcription factor Y subunit C-9-like
Exons: 2
Coding region: 284-1063 (259 amino acids)
Biological process (GO): regulation of DNA-templated transcription
Cellular component (GO): nucleus
Molecular function (GO): protein heterodimerization activity; DNA-binding transcription activator activity, RNA polymerase II-specific; DNA binding
Source: RefSeq, a predicted model, not a curated record